CCAUCUCUGUCUUUCAGUUUCUGUCUUCUCCAGGAAUCACUUGAAUUUCUGUAUCCCUUCGUUUUUCUCCUAUUUUCCUCUGAUUUUCCCAAGAAAAUGCUGGGAUUCUUGUGGAAGUCGCCGCUUUAACGACCCCUUUACCAAUACUUAGGGUUUCCUUGACCGCCAUUGCGGGAUACGAAAACCUGCGAUUCCCCCAUUCCACCGGUGCAGCAGCUCAAAUUACAUCUGUCUUCGGAAGAAAUGACGAGCUACGGUGGCGGCGGGAGUAGAAUUCAUACGGUGCAGCCGGAGAGAGAUUUGGAGGCCAAUUGGGAUGUUGAUUUGUCAGACAAGCUCGAAGAGUACCUGCUCAAGAUCUGCUCCGGAGAAAUUAUGGGAAACGAGGACGAUGGGCAGAUUACCGUAAAUUUUGCCGAAGCUGCUUUACUGCUUCAGGGUUCGGCCCAAGUGUACAGCAAGAAGGUGGAGUAUCUGUACAAUUUGGUUCUGCACACGUUGGAGUUUCUCUCGAAGCAGAGGGAGCAGGAACAAUCCGAAGGUGUUUCUGCCCAGGCUGAAGAAACCUGCUCCCGUCAAGUUUCUGAUGAAGAAAACGAUCUUUUCUGGAAUGUAGAUGACAUCCCAGUGGACACGAAGAAUUGCUUAGAUAGUUCAAAUGGCAGAGAUUCCUGUCCCAGUCACUUUUUGAAACCUCCAUCAAAUAUAGUUGUUCUGGAAGGUGACUGCUUAGAUACUAGUGGUGACGGCGGGGAAUUGGAAUCCUAUCUGUUGGCUGCGACCAACCUCUACCGGAAUUUUAUUCUAUUAGACCCAUGUGAUGCUGUAGCAGUGAAUGAAUUUUUAGAUGGUAACUAUGUCAGCAAAGGAAAGAACAGUGCUCGCAGAGGCAGCUCGGUUCGCAAGGGCUUCCUCUCUCCAGCAGGACGUUCUGGAGGUACUGGUCAUAGAUCAUCCGCUGGAAAGAAUCAGGACACCAAUUGUGACCAACGGUUUAGUAACUUCAGAGACAGUGAUCCUGAUUCUGUAGCUGUCAGUAAUCUGAGAGACAAUGAUCAUGAAUUCAUUAUGGAUGACGGACAUGGAGAAACCAUGGAUAUGAGUGACUCAGAUGCUGAUAAUGAUGAUCCGUGGAAGCCUUUGAAUCCCCAUGAACCUGGGAAUUUGAAAGUGAAACCUUUCAGAAAAGUGAAAACUUUCAAGAAGAAUGGAGGAAGGCUUGCUAAGAACCAUGUGACUUCCUUGUUCCCUCUUGCCAGACCGCAUGGUUCCGUCAGUCCAGAACUCACUGAAAUUUGGGAGAUGCGUCAUAAUGCGAGCAAGAAAGAGAGAGAAUCACAUGAUAUUCCUUAUUAUGAAAAGCUUCGCCAAUCACUUGUGAAUGGAGGGAACCAUCCUUCUGAUGCCUAUAGCAAUCAUAAGGAUGAAGAGGACGAUGACCAUGAUGCAGCAAAUGAUGGCGACUUCCAUGAUUUUGAAAAACACCACGGUGAUGAUGCUCCAGAGCAUUUGUUCAUGGAUGAGGAUGUCCUCAAUAUGAAUGAUGACAGAGCAACGAAGUUCCGGGACAACAAGGCAUUUGAGAAUGGGGAUGAAUACUGUCAUGAAAACCUGGAAGAUCUUUGCCGCUCACACCUGGAUGCUCUCCUUGCUAGUAUAGCUGAAAGUGAGAAGCAAACAGAACUUGCUGCCCGUGUUUCUUCGUGGAAACAGAAAAUCGAGCAAAACCUCGAAGAACAAGAUUCACGCCCUCCUUUUGACAUUCAUGAAUACGGCGAAAGGAUUAUCACUAAUCUUUCCGUGGAAGAGGAGUGUGGGAACUCGAAGUCGUUUGCUGAUAUUGUGAAGGGCCUAGAGAAGCCAGACAUAGCUCGAUCAUUUUCUGCGCUUCUCCAGUUGGUGAAUAACGGAGAUGUUGAUCUGGAAAAGCCUGGAAACGGAGAACCUAUAUGUUAUACUGCGGCAAACCCUUUCCAUAUCCGGCUGCUCAGAAAUAAUAAUGCCAGAGAUGAGAAAAGGGCGAUGCAUUUGUCUCGAAAACGAGCCAAAUCCCCUAUCAAAAAGGAGACAGAUGGAUCUCCACAUAAACCGAGUACGGGGUUAGCCUCAAGCUGUGCUCGGAAAGUCUCGGUGAAACUUUCAAAGAUCAAUGUUUCACGAUGCACUCCCGAUGGCAAAAAGAGACGAAAGGCCCGCCCUGCUAGCCAAUCUGACUUGAGUUCCGCAAGGUAACACUUUCCAGAGAAACCCGUCGAAAAUUGAUCAGAGAGUAUCUUUGUAGGUGUAUGACUAUCAACUUCCAUGUAAGUUAUACCUGUCUUAGAAGAAGUAACAUUUAGCUGACCAGAUCUUGUAUGUACUUAGGAGGAAUGUCACUUGCCUGUGUAUUAUCUCUUCAUUAUGUUAUCUAUUAAGUUUCGGGGUUUGUUUAUUUA
Messenger RNA from Tarenaya hassleriana, 2435 nucleotides. Its product is annotated as condensin-2 complex subunit H2. Gene Ontology annotation, biological process: meiotic chromosome condensation; mitotic sister chromatid separation. Gene Ontology annotation, molecular function: chromatin binding. The record is from RefSeq and is a predicted model, not a curated record. The transcript is spliced from 11 exons. The coding region runs from base 244 to 2232 and encodes 662 amino acids. Gene Ontology annotation, cellular component: condensin complex; nucleus. NCBI's taxonomy places the organism in Eukaryota, Viridiplantae, Streptophyta, Magnoliopsida, Brassicales, Cleomaceae.